CAACUGCGAUGCAGCUCGCUCCCGACGACGGCGACGAUCGGCUUGACGUCUACCCUACCAAGCUCGCAUUGGCGCCGAGCCUCUUACUUCCAGCCGCCUCAGCGGCCGCGCAGCUCACGUGGACGCUGCUGCUGCACCACGCGGUGCGCACGUCGGCCGACCUCGCGACGGCCUUUGGCCUGCUACCGCUGCUCUUUGUCGCCGGCGGGCUCCUCGCCUAUGCGCGCCAGGCGCCGACCGGUGCGCGCCACACGCCACAUGCGAUCGGACAAGGCGUCGUGCUCUGCGUCCUCUUCUUACUGCGCAUGCACAUGCUGCACUACUGUGGCGUGGCGUUCACGUCGCUGGUCGAGACGGCGCACCUCGCGCUCUCGCCCACGGACCUCUCACGCCAUGGCACACGAAAGGCGGGCGUCGCGAUUGUCGGGGGCUACACACUCGCGCUUGCCUUCUCGUCCGCGUCGACGCACCCGCCCUCGCUGCUCUUCCACCUCGCGCUCUGCCUCGCGUCGGUGCUUCUCCAGCAUGCAUAUGCGCACUGGAACGUGUCGUCCAGUUCAUCUCGUGGUCAUGGCGUUGUCUUUGGUGCAGCUGCAAUCACGGCAGCGCUGUCGACGCGGCUCUUUGGCGCCUACUUUGUCACGCCGUCGGUCUUGCCGCGCGCCGAGUCGGCCGCGCUCUCGCCGUCGACGAUUGCGCUGCUGCUAGUGCUUGUAAGUGUCCUUGCGCUACCGCCGCUGGUCCCGCAUCUCGUAUACGACACGCCUCUCUCGGUGCACUCGAAGCACAAUGCGAUGGCACGCCUCGUGCUCCAGGUGCCGUUAACGCUCGGGUCGUUGGUCGCGCUGCCCAUCUCGCUGCACGCCGUCAUCCACGCCAUGCUGUCGCUCAGUGCGCUAGUUCCAAUCCUCUGGGGACUCUACCUCGCGGCGCCGUGGCGGUUGCCGUCACUGCCGACUGUCGGAAGUCCCGCCGCACGCACCAUUUUUCUCUUUCUAGCAGGCAACAUGGUCUACAUGGUCGUCGAGUUUGUCGUCGGGUACUCCACCAACUCGCUUGGGCUCUGGAGUGACGCGGGCCACAUGCUCUUUGACAAUAUCUCGCUUGUGAUUGGCCUCUGUGCGGCGACAGCGUCGAGCUGGCCGGCCAAUGGCCGCUUUGGCUUUGGCUAUGGCCGCGUCGAGGUGCUCUCGGGCUUUGUGAAUAGCAUUUUGCUGCUGCUGAUGGCUGGGCACUUUAUGGCAGAGGCGAUUGCGCGCUUGACAUCGCCGCCAGAGGUGCACACGGAGCACUUGCUCGUGACGUCGAUCGGUGGUCUGGCCAUGAACGUUGUCGGGCUCGUAUGGUUCCACGACCUCGCGCACGGUCACAGCCACAGCGACGGCGCCUCGUGCAGCAACUCGAACCUCGUCGGCGUCUAUUUGCAUGUACUUGCCGACACGCUCGGCAGCGUCGGCGUCAUUGUCUCGUCUCUCUGCAUUGACGCCUUCGGCUGGCUCUAUAUGGACCCGCUCUGCUCGGGCCUCAUCUCGGUACUGGUCGUCGGCAGCACGCUCCCGCUCCUCAAGGCGACCGCGAUUGAACUCCUCCAGGGCAUCCCGGCCGAGACGGCAGGCCAGCUGGCGCGCGCGACGCGGGAUGUUGAGACGCUGCCGGGUGUUGCGUGGGUUGAGCCAGCUCGCGCUUGGCGCCACGGACCCAAGGGCUUUGUGCUCACGAUGCAAGUGGGCGUCGUCGACCACGUCGACCACGGGCUGCUGCUAGAGGCCGUGCACGCCGCGCUUGUCAAUGGCGUCUCGGACGUGGCCGAGGCGACCGUGCAACUGGUGUCGCACCGCGGCCUGCCAGUGCCAACACCACGAACCGAAGGGUGCUGCCACGACCAUGAUCAUGACCAUGAGCAUGAUCAUGACCAUGAUCAUGGUCACCACUAGAUACGUAGAUUGGACCCUAGAUAAUAUUUUUUCUUAAUUUAUGUGGCUAAACAGCGCAACGUUGGACGCUACAGUCUACCUGGCUGC
Molecule: messenger RNA, 2021 nt
Organism: Saprolegnia diclina VS20
Lineage: Eukaryota; Oomycota; Saprolegniomycetes; Saprolegniales; Saprolegniaceae
Exons: 1
Coding region: 9-1934 (641 amino acids)
Biological process (GO): transmembrane transport; intracellular zinc ion homeostasis; zinc ion transport
Cellular component (GO): membrane; Golgi apparatus
Molecular function (GO): zinc ion transmembrane transporter activity
Source: RefSeq, a predicted model, not a curated record